Plodia interpunctella (Indianmeal moth) is the source of this 3808-nucleotide messenger RNA. Its product is annotated as kinesin-like protein KIF14. The coding region runs from base 327 to 3686 and encodes 1119 amino acids. The transcript is spliced from 10 exons. NCBI's taxonomy places the organism in Eukaryota, Metazoa, Arthropoda, Insecta, Lepidoptera, Pyralidae. Gene Ontology annotation, biological process: microtubule-based movement. Gene Ontology annotation, molecular function: ATP binding; plus-end-directed microtubule motor activity; ATP hydrolysis activity. Gene Ontology annotation, cellular component: microtubule; kinesin complex. The record is from RefSeq and is a predicted model, not a curated record.
AUCCUGGAAAAAAGCUGGUUUUCAAUUAAAUAUCUAUAACAUUAUACGUUUUUGGAAGACAUGUGUAUUCUUGUCUUAGACGGUUAACCCCGUCGUUAAUCUAUUUUUAUUUGUCUUAGAAAUUACCUUACGCAGGAAGCGUGCUUCUUAAAAUAACUUCAGACUUCUAAUACUGCUUUGCGUUGCAUUUAUAAACCAAUGUCGACUGAAACUAACGCUUUCUGUUUCUACAAUGAAACUAAAGACUGAAUAUGUAUACCUCUAUAUAAAAUGAUGUCAAAAGUGUGUUGAUUGAGUGUAAAAAGUGUUGUAGUUAAAUUUACAACAUGUCCAAAAACGUUAAAUUGGGUAUAAGAGUGAGACCGUUUAGUGAGAGAGAGCUAAAGUCUGAGAAGGACCGAAUACCCGUCGUAUGUGUUCUAGACGAUACUACCGUGACUAUAACUAAUAUUAAAGUUAAUGUAUCUGGUGCGGGCGACAGUCGCGAGCGGGUGCGGCGGUACUAUGCAGACUACACUUUUGACAGUGCGUGCUCCCCUGCGCAUCCGGCCUUCGCAUCGCAAGAGAAGGUAUUCGAAGCGAUUGGCCGGGAGGUGACGCUCAGCAUGAGAUCAGGUUGUUCUGCUUGCGUGCUGGCGUACGGGCAGAGCGCGACCGGCAAGACCCACACCAUGAUGGGCUCAGACGGCGACCCGGGGCUUAUCCCCCGGCUGUGCGCAGCCCUAGCUGUCUGGCAACCGCUAGACCUUACUGUGAGUUUCCUAGAGAUCUACAACGAGCGCGUGCACGACCUGCUGGGCGAGGUGGUGCAGACCUGUCAUUCGUUGCCGCGGCGCCGGGGCAACGCGCGGAAGGACCUGCGCGUGCGCGAGCACCCGGACAGGGGGCCCUACGUGCAGAAUCUUCGUCGAGUGUCAGUCAAUGACGUCACUGCGUUAUUAACCUUGGUCAACGAGGGUACUCGUCGCCGGCGCACGGCAGCGACCAGGAGGAACUCUACUUCCUCCAGGUCUCACGCGUUGCUGGAACUUAGCACCCCCACCGCUACUUUACAUCUCGCUGAUCUUGCUGGGAGUGAGAAAGCCAGUUGGGAGGGCUGCGGCGGAGGGCGGCAGAAGGAGGGCGCCAACAUCAACAAGUCGCUGGUGGCGUUAAGUAAUGUCAUAUCUGCUUUGGUGAGCGCAGGCAGUGGGCGAGGAAGGUUCAUUCCGUACCGCGACUCUGCUCUCACUUGGCUGCUGAAGGACUGCUUCACCGGAGGCGGAAAUACUUUUAUUAUUGCCACUGUAUCCCCGAGUGUUGCCUGCUACGGGGAGUCAGCGUCGACCCUCCGUUGGGCCGAGCGCGCGCGCCAGCUGCCCCCGCCCAGGGUCACCCACCCCAGCGCUGCUAGCACGAGCAAGGCUGUCCUGCAAGCUCAGUUCAAUCAACUACUCGCUGAGCUUACCAGGAACUUCAUUCGAUACAUACCAGAAACUGGUAAAAUUUUGUACGACGACGAUCACUGGAAACUAUUUAAAAUAAAAGAAAACUAUCAAACAAAUGUUGAAAAAGAAACUGCAAAGAUAGGUAACAUUAUGGAACUAUUGCAUCCGAAAACUGACGUUCAGUCGGAAUCUACCGCUUCGUCAGUCGCAAGUGGAAGUUCGGAUGUCAUAAAUACAAUGGAUAAAAACACUGAAAUAGCAAAUGAAAUAAGAAAAGAAGUCGACAAAUUAUUUGUACCAGAACUAGAAAGAGCCAAUAGUGGGAGUGAUCUUAAAGUGAUUGCGCCAUUGAGACACAAAAGACGACAGUAUAAAUCACAAGAAGUACUCCCGAUCAAUGAAAGGCAACCAGCAAAUAGAAGUCGAAGUUUCACUAGCGCACUUCCAAGUCAAAGUGAGGAACAGCUAAAUUUGAAAAGUGCAAACACUUUGAAAACGCCACGUAUUCCUGUUCUUUAUGAUAGUCAAAGGGCAGAAAUAGUAGCAUCAGUCACAGAGAGAUUAUAUUCUAAACUGAAGAAAAAAGAAGAAGCUGCAGUAGCAAAAAUGGAAUCCGUAGUUGAUAAAAAAAUUAUGGAACCUCUCAGUGAAUUAAGAAUAUGCACUAAUGCUCGGCAACGCCUUAUUGAACUAAGUCAUAGAGCAGUAAGAAAUAAACGAAGAAUAGGAAUACCAGCUCAUACACAGACAAGAAAAUUUGUUACUCGAGUAAGAGAUCAAGGAAUAGAUGCACAAACAGAUUUGGAUGCUUAUGUAUAUCGCAAUAGGCAUUUUUAUGCUUUACAACGAGAUGCUGCUACUGAAACAGUAUUGAUGACUCCACGAUGUAAGGAAAUAGCAGUCGGGUCUAACAUAGGUUGUUUAAAUUUUAGUGAUAAAUCUACAAUUACAGAUACUCCGAAAAUACUUAAAAAUUCAUUUGUCAUGACAGAUUUGACAUCUAAAUGUGAUCGUGCAACUCAAACAUUUGUUGUUCCACCGCCCAGACGGAAAAAACGUAUUUCUAGUAUUUCAAAAUACUUGAAAACUAUGGAAAAGAAAAGUUGUUUUGAAGAAAAUAAUACCGUUCCAGUUAUUAACAUUAACAUUUCUCAACCUUGUUCUACCGAUCGUGAGUCGCACAGCUCUGAUGAAAACAUAGAAUUACCCACUGCAAGUACUAUAGAUAUACCUAAAGCAACGAUGACACCAGAUCUGCUGACCAAUCAUAGUGGUAUUGAUUCAAGUGAUGUGAUGGCAGACGAAUGUGUGUGUGCGGGUUUGCCCAGCCAAACAGUUGAUGAAUUCACGGAAAAUAUAAAAAUUCGAUAUAACACCGACACACCGUCAACAACAAAAACGAAUGAAGAUUUUCCAGAUUCUGAAGAUUAUAGUUUGCCAAGAGUUACUGUAAACGUACCAAGAAAAUUUGAUCGCGAUGAAAUAAAAGACAUGAUUUUAGGUAGAAACGACAGCACAUAUCCCUACAAUAUAGUACUUUCGCCUCCAAGAGAAAGAGAAUCGUAUAAGAGAACAGUUAAAUUUAAGGAUGAUGAAACUCUCAAUACGGCGUCAGUAGCAUCUCAAACGAAUUGGUGGGAUAAUAAGAAUGGUUGUAAGUGUAGCUUAAGCUCUGACAAUAUCUCCAACUCUGAUAAAGAAUAUAAAGAUGUAGAAAUAGAAUCCACGAAUGAUUCUUCUGAAUCCUGUAAAACGGAAUCGGACUCAUUUAUAUGGAAAAAUGUUAAAAGCGUAAGUGAAGAAAGUAAGAGUUUCAAUUCAUCACAAACAUACACACCAGUAUAUAAACGUAAUUGUAAUUCUAAAUAUAAGGCCGCAAAAAUUAAAUUUUAUAAAGAGUUCCUAGGUCUGGAUACCAACGAGGAAGAUAAAUUACAAUCAGAUAAAAGUAUGUUCAGUUCUAGUGACAGUAUAGAAUCAGAUGUUUAUCGUUAUAAGUUUCUCCAAAGAAGAAAAUACUUCGAAAAUACGUUGAAAUUUGAUAAGCCAGAUAAUGAUUUUGAUAAACUCGAAAGGGAAAUUUUAGACACCUGUGAUGAUUUGGAAAUAUCUGCAAAUCAAUAUGAUAAUUACUUAUCAAAUCUAAAGAAGAAUUUUAGGAGAACCAGGGAAGAAACACAGACAAGGACACCUACGGAAUACUUGCAACAUUUGGUUCAACUACGCCGGGAAGUUGUUAAAGCAGAUUACGAUAAAUAAAUAAUAACUAAAAAUAUAUAUUGAACUAAGUAGUUUUUUUUUUAAUAUGUAAAAAUUUAUAACGUUUUAUGUAAUAAUAAAUAAUUUAUAACAUUAAAAAUAUUUUUUAUCUAUUCGAUUAC